Hypomesus transpacificus is the source of this 2090-nucleotide messenger RNA. RefSeq names its product RNA binding protein, mRNA processing factor 2a (gene rbpms2a). The transcript has 8 exons. The coding region runs from base 235 to 1029 and encodes 264 amino acids. NCBI's taxonomy places the organism in Eukaryota, Metazoa, Chordata, Actinopteri, Osmeriformes, Osmeridae. Gene Ontology annotation, biological process: negative regulation of smooth muscle cell differentiation. Gene Ontology annotation, molecular function: mRNA binding; protein homodimerization activity. The record is from RefSeq and is a predicted model, not a curated record.
GAGCACGAUUACAGCUCACAGAAGGCUGGAACAUAAUUGAUGUCCUAAUUGAAAAGCAGGAGAAAAACGACGGAUACGAGCUCCAAUGAAAAAGUUUACUUGUUCGCCCACCAGAGUCCCAUUGCAACGACAUUGAUGUGAGCAGAGGGGUAUACGCGCACUUCUUUUCCCCUCUUCACCCUCACAGUGCACCUACCCACUUUCUCACUGUUAGGUUAUAGUUUUCUUUUAUGAAUGAUUCUCUCUCGCAACAAUACAUCCCUGGAUAUCUCCUCUUUAGCACGAACUCACUUCGGCACAUCUUUCCUGAAGUUCAAACGCCACCAAGAAUUCCUCUGCAAACGCACUUGGGGAAAAUAUCCAACAAGAAAAAACUUCACUUUUUCUCCAACUGUCGCUGAAGCUAGUCUCAAAAUGAGCCUUAAAUCAGAUUCCGAGACGAAUAACAACGUAUCCAUUGAGGAAGAGGUACGAACACUGUUUGUCAGUGGCCUUCCAGUGGAUAUCAAACCUCGUGAGCUUUACCUGCUGUUCAGACCAUUUAAGGGUUAUGAAGGUUCACUGAUUAAGUUAACGUCAAAACAGCCUGUUGGAUUUGUAACCUUUGACAGUCGUUCUGGAGCUGAAGCUGCAAAAAAUGCAUUAAAUGGCAUCCGUUUUGACCCCGAAAGUCCCCAGACCCUGCGCUUAGAGUUUGCUAAAGCCAACACGAAGAUGGCAAAGAGUAAGCUGAUGGCCACACCGAACCCCACAAAUAUCCACCCUGCUCUAGGAGCUCACUUCAUUGCACGGGACCCAUAUGACCUGACAGGGGCAGCCCUGAUCCCGGCAUCCCCUGAUGCCUGGACUCCGUACCCUCUGUACACCACAGAGUUGACCCCUGGGCUUCCCCAUGCAGCCUUUACCUACCCAGCGGCUGCCGCCGCUGCUGCUGCCCUCCACGCCCAGGUGAGGGACCAACCGAUGCGUUGGUACCCUACUCCCUCUGAGACUUCCCAGCCUGGGUGGAAGUCCAGACAGUUUUGUUAAUAUAACCUCCAUCGGAACCAGAUCUUCAUCCAGUUGAAGAAAGGUUUGUCAAUACAAAAUUAAUCAGGUUUAUUUAAUGGACAAAUAUAAACAUCCAGUAUUUAUCUCCUCUGGAUAUUUCCCGGGGAAGUGAGAACUGAAACUUCCUCACCAUUGACAGCCUGAGCGUAUGAUUCCUUUUUGGCAACUAUUACGGUACAGUUUAGCACUUAAAAAAAAUCAAAAAUAUAAAAACUGCUCUAGUCUAUGGAUUAUAUUUGCUGUGUAAGAUGUGAGUUAAAACAUUAUUAAGCUACUACUUCGAUAGGUUCUCAUGGCUCAAGAGGGAGGUGUCAUGAGUGGAGUCAUUGCAUGUAUUUUGGCAUGAAUUAGAACGAAGAGUUCUGUGUAUCCUUGUUUCUUAGUGCUUGUGUUGCCUCUUUACCUGGGCUAAACAAUGAAGCCCUUUUGUUUUCGUGUACAGUAUAUACCUGUUUGAUCUUGCUUCUGUGAAAGCUAGGCUGUUGUAAAAAUGGCUUAUCUUGCAUGGAAUUUGUGAAUGCAUCCCUUUGACAAUCCUGGUCUUGCCCAAAAUAUUAAUAUUAACAUCAGUUAAGAGUAUAUAUGAGGAAAAAAGUACAAGUAUUUUUGUACUUUUUUUGCGUGAUGUAUAUUUAUGCAUUGAUGAACCUGUAUAAGUUGGGUGUUUAGUCGUCCUUUUGUGUUUUGUGUUAUUUUGAUCCUAUAAUCCUAUUGAAGUAGUUUAAGUGCAAUUGUAUUUGUCUAAAUGGGGAAGGGAGUUGAGGGUGGUAUAUUUGUUAAAGUACUGAAGUGUGCAGAAUGUGUCCCAUGUGCCAUUCUGACUGCUAAAAUGAGAUUGCUGUCAAUUGCUGAUCUUUUCAGAAUGUGAAACUGGACUACAAACAUGAAGGGUUGCUUUGGAGGGUGCCAUUUUUGAAAUGGGCGUAAGGGUUGGAUUGGAAUUUCAGUUUGUGGUUUAGAACCUAUUUGUCUUUGUAUCUGCUGUGCAUAGGAUGUAAAAAAUAUUCCCAUCUUAUGAAUUAAACAAGCAAGUGAAUGCA